UAGGACGACCCCUAAGUGCAAGUGGUUUGUGAGUGGUAAGGGUCGUGUCAGGGCGGUGUGUUGUGGCUCUUGUGCUGAGAACGACCGUUAAACCUGAUGAUUCGGACGUGGAAAUUCAUGUUGACCUGAAGAAAGAUUUUAUCAUCUAGAGUUGUGUGUCUGGAAAAUAAGGAACUACUCGCAGGUUCAGGGAGUCCCGUAGCAGGCGUGGCGCGCAACAUCAUGGAGGGUCGCCAGUGCUCCGGCCUGGCCACGCAGCAGCAGCAGGGCGCCGACGAUCACCUACAGGAGUCGCAGCCUAACCCCCCGGCGCUCGAUGCCAGCCCCCUCUCCCCCUCUUCCACCUCCUCCUCUUCCUCUUCCUCCUCCUCUUCCUCAGACUCAUCCAGCUCCCCAUCGUCGCCGCUGCCAACCCUUCCGCACGUCAUUGUGGACGAGACGCGAGAGGACACCACCGACCGCGGCAGCCCCGUGUACAAGCCCACCACGGAGGCCAAGAAGGAGGGUCGUUGGGGCUGCUGCAAGAGUCUGCGUCGGGUCAAGCAGUACAAAGCCCUGGGUGUCGGCGAGGGGUCCCCGUGCGCCCGGCGGAAGCGGCGGCCGGGUAACGGAGGCGAGGUGUCUUCCGAGCCCAAGAAAUGUCUGUUCACGCAGUACCAGUGGAUGCUGCUGGUGCUCAUCUGCUUCUCCUCCCUCACGACCUCCCUCGCCAUCUGCCUCUUCCCGCCAUUCUUCCCCAAAUUGGCGCAGAAGAAGGGCUGCUCCUCCACACUUUUCGGCCUUAUCAUCGGAACGAACUGCCUCACGUCCUUCCUGGUCACGCCCUUCAUCGGCAAAAAGCUGAACAAAAUUGGGAUCAAGUUCGCUUUCUCGGCCGGUAUCUUCGCUAGUGGCGCCUGCUGCAUCCUCUCGGGGCUGCUGGAGUGGUUCCCGCCCGGCGCCGUCUUCGUCACCACUGCCAUCAUGAUCCGCGCCGCCCACGCCACCGCCAACGCCCUCACCAUCACCUCCAUCUUCGCCUUCAUCGGAAUGGAGUUCCCCGAGUCCAUGGCGCAAGUGUUCGCGUGGACGCGCACCGCCAUGAACGUCGCCCAGAUGCUCGGCCCCGUGGUGGGCGGCGCGCUGAUUGAAGUGGGCGGCUUCAAGCUCCCCUUCCUCGUCAUGGGCAGCAUCCAGAUGUCCAUGACCUUCCUCUGCUGCAUGCUGCCCCCCGAUGAGCCUGAGGACAAGACCAAGCCGGAGGGGUCUAGCGAGGUGUCCAUCUGGCGGGUCAUCACCAUCCCCAGCAUCUGGAUCGCCUUCAUCACCUUCAUCUUCUCCACCAUGAGCAACGGAUUCCUCUCCAUCAACCUCGAGCCGCAAGUCCUUCGUCCGUUCGGGAUGAGGUCGCUCUACGUCGGGCUGCUGUUCGGGCUGAAGGACGGCGCCAACAGCCUCGCCGCGCCGUUCUGGGGCUGGGUGUGUGACCGAUACCGCCGCUUCUCCAAAGUCUACAUCUUCUUCUCCUCCAUCCUGGCCUUCGCGUCCUUCUUCUUCCUCGGCCCUUUUCCUGGACUGCCUCUGGAAAGGACCAUCGGGAUCGUCAUAAUGUCCCUGACCCUGAACGGCGUAGGCAUCGGCGGGCAGCAGGUGGCCGGGGUGGUGGACGCAAUGCGGGAGGCCGUGCACGCGGGUCUCCCUGACGAGGCGAGUCUUCACGGCUGCGUGGCGGGGCUGUGGGCGUCCUUCUCCGGCAUCGGCCGCUUCUCCUCCAGGACAGUGUCGGGCUACCUCGUGGACACCAUCGGCUUCCGGAACACCUCGGCCAUCGUAGUGGCGCUGCACGCCUUUGUGGUGGCCAUGACCGGUACCUACCUGGCCGUGUUCUGGCGGCGGGAGUUCGCGCGGAAGCAGGGCGGCGGGGAGGAGAACGAGCGGGACCGAUUCAGGGGCGUCCUCAACACCUCGCCGGCAGACCCUGUGACGACCAAGACCAUCAACAUCGCCACGUCGCUCCGGGAUAACAUCGAGGACUCCAUCGUGCUCGGCUCGGCGCCCAUCCCCGUGUCCACCAGCUACGCCCGCGGCUACCUGAGCUGCUCGCCAUUCAACCGAGAGUCCGUGUAGCGCGAGGCAGGACACUGCGCGGGGCAAGCCAAGAUGCCUCAGGCGGGGCCGGCGGGGCGGGGCGGCCGGGGUCGUAGUGAGCGUGGAGAAAGUCUAAUUAACUAUUCUGAUUGAUUAAAUGUCGAAAAAGCUCCCUGUGUGAAGGCCGCGUGGCGGGUGCGGGCAGUGGCGGGGGACGGAAGGGCUGGGCGGCGAGGCGUGUGCCCGGCCAUGGGUGACAUUCACCUCUUUAUACUUGCUCGCACGAGCUGCCUUGCGAAGCCUCGUCACCUGCGUCUCCAGAGCCCCCUCGUCCUCGCCAGGACCGUCGAGCAGCGGCCGGCGGGCGCGGCGGGGGGCAGGAGGCGGUGCUCCCAACCUGACCCACGGACGUGCGUUUAUAGUUAACAGUAUUUAAUUAUAGAGAUAAUAGUUUCGAUAUUAGUUAUAUUGUACAUAGAAUAAUGAUUUAUACUAAUUUAUUGCCCACAAUAAUGUAUAUUAUAUUGUCCACCUAAUUAUCUGCGAAUAUUAAAAUCAGUAUACAACCUUCG
Eriocheir sinensis (Chinese mitten crab) is the source of this 2639-nucleotide messenger RNA. RefSeq names its product MFS-type transporter SLC18B1-like. Bases 223 to 2106 code for a protein of 627 amino acids. NCBI's taxonomy places the organism in Eukaryota, Metazoa, Arthropoda, Malacostraca, Decapoda, Varunidae. Gene Ontology annotation, molecular function: transmembrane transporter activity. The transcript is spliced from 14 exons. The record is from RefSeq and is a predicted model, not a curated record. Gene Ontology annotation, biological process: transmembrane transport.